AGAUUGGGGGCAAAAGUAGUAGUAUUCAUAGCGGUUUGGAGCUUCUUGAAAAAGGCAAGGAUUUUAAGGUUGGUACUCUUCGGUCUUCAUCUUCACCGCGGACAUGCCUCGCUAGAUUAUCUUCAAACAAAAGUUUGGUUCUUUUCUCCCUUUCUCUGUUUUUCGUUUUCAGUAUUAGCUGCUAAUGAGCAAGGAUUCGAUCAAAAUUCUCAGAAAAUCAACAAUCUUUUCAUCUAAUGGACGCAUUAAGAAUUUUAUACCUCAAGCAUCCUACUCUUCUUCUUCUUCUCUUCAAACCAUAUCCAAUUCCAAAUCUAAACCUCUCUCAAACCCGCUUUACCAUCUCCUUCCUGAAACCAAAAACCCCAACAACAUAGUCAAUAUCAUUUACUCAUCCCUCAAACAAGAUAAUACCCAGCUAACCCUUCUCCAAAAUGAUAUAAAGGGUCUCCUUUCUCAUCUGGGUACCAAUGAAAUCUCUAGGGUUUUGUUGAGAUGCCAGUCUGAUUCUAUUUCAGCUCUCACUUUCUUUAACUGGGUCAAAAAUGAUCUGGGUCUUAAACCCACUACCCAGAAUUAUUGUCACCUUGUUCACAUCCUGGCUUGGUCUAAAGAAUUCAAACAAGCAAUGAAAUUUUUAACUGAAUUUGUUAGGUCGGUCAAAGAUUCGUCACGCAGUGAAGAUGUGUUUAGUAGUUUGGUUUCAUGUUGUGAAGAUUGUAAUUGGGAUCCUGUCAUUUAUGAUAUGCUUAUUAAGGCAUACGUGAAAGAGGGCAUGAUUAAAGAGGGUUUUAGGACGUUUAUGAAGAUUGUGGAGGUUGGUUAUGUUCCUAGUGUGAUUGCCUGCAAUUGUCUCUUGAAUGGGUUGUUGAAAUUGAAUUGCGUUCAACAGUGUUGGCAAGUUUAUGCAGAGAUGGGGAGAAUUGGUAUACACCCAAAUUCAUAUACUUUUAAUAUAUUAACCCAUGUCUUUUGCCAUGAUGGUGAUGUCAAUAAGGUGAAUGAUUUCUUGGAGAAAAUGGAGGAAGAAGGCUUUGAGCCAGAUAUAGUGACAUAUAAUACACUGAUCAGUUGCUAUUGUAGAAAAGGAAGAUUGAAUGAUGCGUUUUAUUUAUAUAGGAUAAUGUAUAGGAGGGGUGUGUUGCCAGAUUUGGUUUCAUAUACUGCAUUGAUGAAUGGUCUUUGCAAAGAAGGGAAGGUAAGAGAAGCUCACCAGCUCUUGCAUAGAAUGGUUCACAGAAGGUUGAAUCCAGACAUUGUUUCAUUUAAUACUCUCAUCUGUGGCUAUUGCAGGGAAGGGAAGAUGCAAGAGUCAAGGUCAUUAUUACACGAGAUGAUAGCAAGUGGGAUUUGCCCAAAUAAUGUUACUUGUCGGAUUCUUGUAGAAGGAUAUACCAAAGAGGGUAGGGCACUUUCUGCUUUAAAUUUGGUUGUGGAACUUGAGAGAUUUCAUGUUCCAGUCUCCUGGGAUAUUUAUGAUUAUCUAAUAGUUUCUGUCUGCAAGGAGGAUCGGCCGUUUGCAGCAAAGAGUCUUAUGGAAAGAAUCUCUCAGCGUGGUUAUGUGCCUGGUGUGGAAAUCUAUAACAAACUCAUUCAAUCUCUCUGCAAAAAUGAUAGUGUAGCUGAUGCAAUUCUUGUAAAAACUGAGAUGGUUCGUGGGAAUCUUAAACCCGAUCCUAUUACAUAUAAAGCUCUUAUUUGCUGCUUAUGCAGAAUAAAUAAAAGUACGGAGGCUAAAUCUUUGAUGGAAGAAAUGCUUCAAUCUGGCAUGCUACCUGAUCCAGAAAUAUGUAGGGCGUUGGUGCAUGUAUACUGCAGGGAAAGGGAUUUUGGAAAAGCAGAAUCAUUAUUGGAAUUCUUUGCCAAGGAAUUUCAAAUUUUUGAUCCUGAGAGUUACAACAUACUAGUCAAAAUAUUUUGUGAGGUUGCUGAUGUUACUAAAUUGAUGGAGCUGCAAGAUAGGAUGCUGAAAGUGGGAUUUGCACCAAAUAGUCUAACUUUCAAGCAAAUGAUCCAUGGCUUAUGGAAAAACUGUGGAAUUGCACAAAGGCAAACUUCUUGUUGAAUGAGAUAUUUUAGGGGAAAUCCAAAGAAUCUAUCACAUGUUAAGCUAAAGCUUUGGUGCUCAAGUGCACAGUAGACUAGGAGAGGCAUGGACAGCAGCCUGAGGCACAUCCAACUAAUGGAAUGACCAUCGAUGUACAAGGGAUUGUUCUACCACAUUCUGAUAGUAUGGGCAAUUUCAUUGGUGUGACACAACUAAUUGGAAAGAUGGGAGCCUCCAUCUGGCUUAAAGCAUACCAUGCAAUGCAGUGCUAGCCAUCUUCUGGCCAAUUUAUAUAUCUCUUCAAACGAUCCUGUCAAAGUUUCUGCUCCUGUGACCUGGUAAAGCAAGAUUACUGGAUUGCAACAUUUCAUUGGACUUUCAGAGCUCCACUUUUCAGUUCAGAUGUGAUGAAUAAGGAUAGCAUUCCAAAUGAUCUUGUGUUGCUUAGGACCCAUUGUGGCAGGGAAUCAACUCAAGGGUUUCCCUGCGUGAGUCUCUGGAAGUCCAACACUCUAAAAGAAGAUUUGGAACGCAAGAAAUCAGAUUUCGGCAGAUAUACAUUUCAGUAAUUGACAAGUUACAACUACAAGUACAUGAUGUUAGGAAAGCUAAGUUCCCAGGUUAAAAACCACCAUCUAGUUAUUCCCCAUGAUUCAGCCACAGUAUUAGAAGCUUGCCGAGUAUGACAAGAGAAACCUGCAAUCCAUCGCUGCCCGGAUUUUGAUAUUUAACAGGAAGCCAAGAAAAGCAGAUGUUGCAUAAGAGGGAGAUACUGCCUUCAAAAGUAGUGGCCAUUUUGACGUCUUGAUUGGUUAAUGGGGCUUAAACUGUAAAAUGGGAACUUAUUGCACUUGUAAUCUUCUGGUCUAUGGCACAACAGUUGUAACUGAUUUAUUUGUUUAUGCCAAAUAACAAACUUGCUAGAAUUUUAUGAACAGACAGUUAAUCAAAAGCAGAAACCCAGAUUCCAUCUUCAA
Hevea brasiliensis (rubber tree) is the source of this 3024-nucleotide messenger RNA. RefSeq names its product pentatricopeptide repeat-containing protein At5g40400. The record is from RefSeq and is a predicted model, not a curated record. Gene Ontology annotation, molecular function: protein binding. NCBI's taxonomy places the organism in Eukaryota, Viridiplantae, Streptophyta, Magnoliopsida, Malpighiales, Euphorbiaceae. The transcript is spliced from 2 exons. Bases 185 to 2065 code for a protein of 626 amino acids.